This is a messenger RNA of Folsomia candida, 1020 nucleotides long. RefSeq names its product protein FMC1 homolog. Bases 337 to 759 code for a protein of 140 amino acids. Gene Ontology annotation, cellular component: mitochondrion. NCBI's taxonomy places the organism in Eukaryota, Metazoa, Arthropoda, Collembola, Entomobryomorpha, Isotomidae. The transcript has 2 exons. The record is from RefSeq and is a predicted model, not a curated record.
UUUCCAUUUUCCAAUGGAGAUAUAACUUUGUCAUUUUUUAAAGGAAAUCUAGGCCGAAAAGAAAACAUACAUUGUCAUAGUCAAGUCACCACUUGCGACUUUCUGUACUUUUUGCAUGUUCCAAGUUUACUUUUUCAUAAAAAUGUAAUCAUGCAGUCAUCCGCGAAUUUUGAGCCCAAACAAGUGUACACCAAAACCACAUGUGCACAGUGUGGAUUUUAUAUAAUGUUGUUAUUUUCUUUGGUGUUUAGAAAUAAUUAAAUGGGCAGUACCAAGGAACUUAACUGCGCUAGAAGAUUUUAAUUCUUGUAUGAAUCCAUUCUUUAUUUUUAAACUAUGUUUACUUGCACGGAGUCAUUUCACGUCGAAAUGUCGCUUGGUCAGGAGAGGGGGCUUCAUCUCCUGCGAGCCCUGUACCGUGAACUUCGACCUAGUGUGCUCGAGCCCAACAAGCACGUUUAUCAAACCCCGGCGUGGAAGUACAUUGUGAAAACAUGUCGAGAGUGUCCCCCCAGCGAGCCAUCUCCUGAGACGAUUUCCCCUGCCCUCCGUGUGGGCGAGUACUAUGUCAGUGCUCUCAGGGGCACCAGAGAAUAUUUGAGAAUUCACACAGUGUACAAAGGCAAAGGAGAACGCUCACCCAAGGAUUUGGCAGAAAUUCUUGGGUUUUACAUGCCUGAUGACCCAACGCCUGAUCCAAGAAAGAAAAACCAUAAGACAAAUAGGGACGAUUCAAUUACAAAUACCCCAAAUUCCUAGCCUUUUCAUUUAAUUUGAUAUGGAAUAUUCUACUAAAGACUGUUCAGUUAAAAGACCUUUCUUACUUAUAAUACGAGUGCUGCACUGAAUUACUGACGAUGAGUGUAGUAACGCUUAAUAAGUAGUUCUCAAGUCAUUUGUAAAUUUAUAGUUGCUAGUUUUAAAUAGUAAGUUUUAAAGUAGAUAAUUAGCAUUAAAUUGGAUACUGACUGAUAAUAGAUUUGUUUCAAAUAAAAAUGUACACAUAACGAAACAGUUAAA